AUGAUUUCCACAAUAGUGAGGAGAAGAUGCUUUACUGGUAUUAGAGCUCUUAGUUAUACUCCACAGAAGUUGAACUCUGAUCUGCCGCAAUCGAUCCUCAAGUUGUCGCAACAGGCCAACAGCCAGUUGGAGAACGCCGCGGUAAACAAAGUCCAGAAUGGACUGCUUAAGAGCGGACUUUUGGACAGAAACACCUUCACUGAGAAGGAAGCUACUUUGAGUCCGCGCAUGGCAGCCGCUUCUACGCCAUUGAUGGGAGUUGAGGCCGGUCGCACAGUCGCCGUGGGGCGUGACGGCAACCCACGCACGGCUUUUAGAAAGCUACAGAGCAUGACCACUUCUCUUGGAAUUAGACAGAAAUUUUAUGCUGACCAGUUUUACUUGAAGCCCUCGAAGAAGAAGCUCCAGAGGAGAAUCAAGAACAAGAAGAUCAGAUUCAUGGGCGCCUUCCGCAAUCUGCUUUCUAAGGUUAAGGAUGCCAGAAGAAGAGGUUACUAG
This is a messenger RNA of Kuraishia capsulata CBS 1993, 498 nucleotides long. RefSeq lists its product as uncharacterized. The transcript has a single exon. Gene Ontology annotation, biological process: mitochondrial translational initiation. Gene Ontology annotation, molecular function: structural constituent of ribosome. NCBI's taxonomy places the organism in Eukaryota, Fungi, Ascomycota, Pichiomycetes, Pichiales, Pichiaceae. The record is from RefSeq and is a predicted model, not a curated record. Gene Ontology annotation, cellular component: mitochondrial small ribosomal subunit. The coding region runs from base 1 to 498 and encodes 165 amino acids.